This is a messenger RNA of Aspergillus japonicus CBS 114.51, 1173 nucleotides long. Its product is annotated as GTP cyclohydrolase II. Gene Ontology annotation, biological process: riboflavin biosynthetic process. The coding region runs from base 1 to 1173 and encodes 390 amino acids. The transcript is spliced from 2 exons. The record is from RefSeq and is a predicted model, not a curated record. NCBI's taxonomy places the organism in Eukaryota, Fungi, Ascomycota, Eurotiomycetes, Eurotiales, Aspergillaceae. Gene Ontology annotation, molecular function: GTP cyclohydrolase II activity.
AUGUCAAAUUUACCGUCUCACGCCUCACCAACUUUUGGGGCGCAACCCGCUUCUUCCAAUUCCAUUGAACAGCUCUCACUUGGAUCGGAUCAGAUUGCCUCGAAUAGUAGGAUAGAUGAACUCCGUGGCGAUGCGGACAGUGUGACCGACAGUGACCGGGGAGAUAUGACCCCCGCUGUGCCAGCCUCUCUUCUCUCCCCGUCCUUUACCCCGCCAGCAACCCCAGGUGGAACAUUCAAUCCGGCGCAAUUGCUCCAACAAGCACAGCAACCUACCAGUUCCAAGCCGCCGAAACUCCUCUCGCGCCUACCCGAUGUCGAAUGCAUUGUUCGUGCCCGUAUCCCGACGACCACGGGCGCAGAGAUGUUCCUUCACCUCUACCAUAACGACUUGGAUAACAAAGAACAUUUGGCAAUUGUCUUUGGCAAUACAAUCCGCAGCCGGAGCUUGGACAAAGUUCGACCUGGCGAGACCGAAAUGGAUCGCAUGAUUCGUGGUGCCUAUGUCGGCAAACUCCACCCUGGUCGGGUCAGCAGCUGGUAUGAGGAAGGGAACGCUGAGGGAGCGGAAGACACGCAAAGGGCCGAUGAGAGUACCCCGAGUCAAGCGCCACUUGUGCGAAUCCAUUCAGAAUGCUAUACCGGAGAGACCGCCUGGUCUGCACGUUGCGAUUGCGGUGAACAACUUGAUGAGGCAGCAAGACUCAUGUCAUUCCCCAUGGAAACUUUGUCCGAACUCGCAUCACAGCAGUCAGUACCCGUCGCUUCGAACGCUUCUGGUGGUGUGAUUGUCUACCUCCGGCAAGAAGGACGAGGAAUCGGCCUCGGCGAAAAGCUCAAAGCGUACAACUUGCAGGAUCUCGGAUCAGAUACCGUCGAGGCCAAUCUCCUGUUGCGACACCCGGCCGAUGCUCGAAGCUAUGGUCUAGCUACCGCCAUCCUUGUCGACCUUGGCCUCGGAGAAGAUGCCAAUCCCCACGGUAUCCGACUCCUCACGAACAACCCUGAUAAGGUGCGCGCAGUCGAGGGCCCCAACCGCGAGGUCGUGGUUAAGGAGCGCGUGCCAAUGAUUCCCUUGGCAUGGAGAUCGGGCGGAAAGGCCGGCAUUACGAGUACAGAGGUAGAGGGAUAUCUUAGGACCAAGAUUUCCAAAAUGGGGCACAUGAUUCAGUAG